This is a messenger RNA of Triticum aestivum (bread wheat), 1882 nucleotides long. RefSeq names its product F-box protein At5g07610. Gene Ontology annotation, molecular function: protein binding. The record is from RefSeq and is a predicted model, not a curated record. The coding region runs from base 141 to 1283 and encodes 380 amino acids. NCBI's taxonomy places the organism in Eukaryota, Viridiplantae, Streptophyta, Magnoliopsida, Poales, Poaceae. The transcript has 2 exons.
ACCACGGGCACGACUCACCGCUGCCGCAUCUUGGCCGGCGGCGUCGACAACGCCAUGCUCCCCGCCGACUAGUUGAUCUGGCCCAGACCAGUCUUCCCAGCCAUCCGAAUCACACAUCGAGAGGAGCUGCAAGCCCUACCAUGAGCACGAGAGGGGAGAUGUCUCCCCGCCGCUGCCGCCGCCGCCGCACCGGUCCGCCGUCUCCGCCGCCGGCCUCUCUGCCAGACGCCGACGACCUGCUCCGGGAAAUUCUCCUCCGCCUGCCCCCGCGGCCUUCCUCCCUCCCCCGAGCCUCCCUCGUCUGCAAGCGUUGGCGCAGCAUCGUCUCCGACCCCCAAUUCCAACGCCGCUUCCGCGCCCACCACGGCAAGCCCCCUCUCCUUGGCUUCUUCCUCGACAAUCCUUUCUCCUGCCCGUUUGUUCCAAUGCUGGAUCCACCGGAUCGCAUCCCCGGCGCUCGCUUCUCCAUGCCUCUAUACGAGAGCAACCGCAUCAUCGACUGUCGCCACGGACUUGUCCUCUUCCUCAGCCCAUGGCCGCCGCGCCGCCUACUUGUGUGGGACCCCGUCGCCCGCGAGCAGCGCCGCCUCAUCUCCCCACCUGAGCUGGACAUCGGGCAGAUGUUCAUCUUCAACGGGGCUGUGCUUCGCCCUGCACGCGGCCAAGGCUGCAGUUCAGGCCAUUUCCGGGUGGCCGUGGUAGCCCGUGACAGAGCAUGUACUAGAGUCUCCGUAUGCCUUUACUCAUCGGAGACUGGGAUAUGGAGCAACAUCAAAUCACUGCAGCUGAAUUUUUUACCUGUGGAACAAACCAGUACUUUGAUUGGGAAUUCCCUUUGCUGGUUACUUCCGGUGCGUCGUCAAAAUGUCAUACUUGAGUUUGAUCUGGAUAAGCACACCCUAACUGUGACAGAGCUGCCAGCACCUAUAGAACCCAACUAUAAAAAGUUAUGGAUUGUGCCGGCCGAAGAUGGUGGGCUUGGCUUCAUCCAUCUCUCACAAUUUCACGCCAAAUUAUGGAAGAGAAAGCCUGAUUCUAAUGGUUUGGAUGUUUGGGUGCUCAAUAAAGCUAUUGAUUUUGAGGAGCUCAGACCAACUUGCAUUGGAUACUCUCUCGCUUUAGUGGGGUUUGCCGAGGAGAGUAAUGCAGUCCUUGUACAGACAGAUUCUGGUGUCUUCAUGGUUUAUCUCCGGUCAACGGGGUUUAAGAAACUUUCCAAUCUGAGUGUCUUCUGUCUCCAUUAUCCAUUUGAAUAUUUCUAUCCUGCAGCACUGAAUGCAUAACAGCUGGAAAUCGUCGCAAUAGUUUUGUCAUUUGUGGAAGAGCCCUGCUAUGCUUAGCAAGUUCAGUUGUAAACUGGGAAACAUAACCGGAACUUAUUAUUUUUCUUGUCAGGUUUUAACCUUUGUCAUGUCUUAGUUCGUUCUGCUUGGUCUGACAAGGAAUUGAUUUUACUCAAGAUGAUUUUUAGAAAGUGUAUUUUCUUCCGCGUGAACUGUGUUAUGGUAAUAUUCAGUACUGGACCGUGGUUCUCUUGACAAAGUGCUACAUAACAGUUGAAAAUGGGAGAGAACUAAAUGGAAGCUGAGACCAAACCAGCUCAAUGUAUAACUCCAUUGGCACUUCUCGAAACUUAAAGCUAGUUACACUCUUACAUUUGGAAGCUGAAACCGGUGGAAUAAAAUUAAAGUUCUAUUUUAUGUUUUGUUAAAUAUCUUCCUGAAGUGAGGAGUCCAUUUGCAGUUUUGCACUAGAGGAUAAAUAAAUACCAAACCAGCUUAAUGUGUAACUCCAUUUGCACUUUUCUGUAUGUCUCAUGUUGUCUAGAUUACAUAAGUACGCACGUCUCGGUUCACCGAGAUAUCACUUUAUAAAUCUCUCU